AUGGAGGAAAUGGAAACCAAGCUCUGCAGCAGUGACAAAGAGGAAGCUUUCAAAAGAGAACUGCCAUACAGCAUAGGAGAAAUAGACUUCACAGCUUCUGGGAAGAAACGUGGAAAGUUUAUUAAGGUCCCAAGCACCGUUCAUCCUGGAAUUAUAUUCGAAGUUAUGCUCAACAAAUGGAAGCUACCUGCUCCCAAUUUGGUUGUCUCUUUAGUAGGGGAAGAAGAAAAUUUCCAGAUGAAGCCUUGGCUACGGGACACCUUAAAAAAAGGACUUACAAAGGCAGCUCAAAGCACAGGUGCUUGGAUUUUUACCAGUGCUUUACGUGUAGGAAUAACAAGACACUUAGUGCAAGCAGUCCGAGAUCAUGCACUGGCUAGUACUUCAUCCAGAGUAAAAGUGAUUGCCAUAGGAAUAACUUCGCUCGGAAAAAUUCAGCACAGAGAAAUUCUGGACAACACAAAGAAUGAGAGUCUGGUACACUACCAAUCAGAUGAUAAUAUCCAAGGCCCACCAUAUUCCCUGGACCACAACCAUUCCCAUUUUAUUUUGGUGGAUCACAUAACACCAGAUGAGCCAGAUGGAACCACUAAGCUACGUCUCAGCUUGGAAAAGCAUAUUUCAGAACAGCGUACUGGAUAUGGUGGAACAGGUAGCAUUGAGAUCCCUGUGCUUUGCUUACUGGUAAAUGGAGGACCAUGCACACUUGAGAGAAUAUGCAACGGUUUGGAAAACUCUGCUCCCUGGCUUAUCUUAGCAGGGUCUGGAGGUACAGCUGACAUCUUAUCUGCAUUCAUGAAUGACCCACAGCUUAUCAUGCCAGAAGCUGUUGAAAAGCAAUUUAAGGAGAAGUUUCCUGCAGAAAGCUUCUUGUGGAAGGACAUUCUCCAGUGGACGGCAACAAUUCAGAACAUUGUUUCACACGAACAUCUUCUAACUCUGCACAACUUUGAGCAAGAUGGUUCAGAAGAACUAGACACAGUCAUUUUAAAAGCUUUAGUAAAAGCCUGUAAAAGUCACAGUCAGGAGGCUCAGGAGUAUCUGGAUGAACUGAAGCUGGCAGUGGCCUGGAAUAGAGUGGACAUAGCUAAAAGUGAAAUAUUCAAUGGUGACGUGGAGUGGAAGUCCUGUGAUCUGGAGGAAGUGAUGAUGGAUGCUCUGGUCAAUGACAAACCAGAAUUCGUGAAGUUAUUUAUUGACAAUGGGGCUAACAUAUCUGAAUUCCUGACAUAUAGUCGUCUGCAGAGACUCUACUGUUCCAUUUCUCAGAAAUGUCUCCUUUAUGAACUCCUACUGAAGAAACAUGAAGAAAGCAAGCUGACCUUGUCAGGACCCACUGGCCAACAGCACCAGGAGAAGGAGAUGUGCCCACUCUUUACUCUCAGUGAGGUCUCUAGAGUUCUCAAGGAUUUUCUCCAUGAUGCAUGCAAAGGCUUCUAUCAAGACCUCAGACAUGGAGGCAAGAAGAAAUCUGAUGAAAUUAAUACAAAGCGAUUACCUGGGCCCUUGGAUAUGAACGAGAAAAGUGAAAAUCCUUGGAGGGAUUUGUUUGUAUGGGCAGUACUUCAAAACCGGCACAAGAUGGCAAACUAUUUCUGGGCUAUGGGUCAGGAGGGUGUAGCUUCAGCUCUGGCAGCCUGCAAGAUCCUGAAAGAGAUGUCCCGCCUGGAGACAGAGACUGAAGUAGCUCGUAUAAUGAAAGAGGCCAAGUAUGAGCAGCUUGCUGUUGAACUGUUUAGCGAAUGCUACCACAACAGUGAGGAGAGAGCAUUUGCUCUGUUGGUGAGGAAAAACCAGUACUGGAGCAAAACCACCUGCCUCCAGCUGGCUACAGAAGCAGAUGCAAAGUCCUUCUUUGCACAUGAUGGUGUCCAGGCCUUCUUGACAAAAAUAUGGUGGGGAGACAUGUCUACAAGCACACAAAUCCUGAAGCUUAUCUGUGGAUUCUGGUGUCCUUUCCUAAUCUACACAAAUUUAAUAGCAUUCAGUGAGGAAAAACAAUCAAAGAAUGAGUCAGAGCCAUUUAGAGAGCUGGACAGUUUAGAUACAGAGAGGACUCCAUUUUUUUCCAAGGAAGAAGAUCGAGGAAAUGGUAAAUUGGAAAAGCAGAACCCUUCUGAAAACACAGCGUGGGCAACAUUCACAUUUACUCGGUGGAGAAAAUUCUGGAGUGCCCCUGUAACUGUAUUUAUGGGGAAUGUUAUAAUGUACUUUGCUUUUUUGUUUCUAUUUACUUAUGUCCUUUUACUGGACUUUAAGCCACCUCCACCUGAGGGUCCAUCUGCUAAAGAAAUUAUACUUUACUUCUGGGUUUUUACCUUGGUCUUGGAAGAAAUCCGACAGAGUUUCUAUACAGAUGAAGACACAAAUUUAAUGAAAAAAAUUAAACUGUAUGUGGAGGAUAACUGGAAUAAAUGUGAUAUGGUGACCAUAUUCCUCUUCAUAAUUGGGGUCACCUGCAGGAUGCUGAACUCGACUUUUCAAGCUGGCCGAACAAUACUUGCCAUUGAUUUUAUGGUGUUUACACUUAGACUUAUACAUAUUUUUGCAAUUCACAAACAACUUGGACCAAAGAUCAUAAUUGUGGAAAGAAUGAUGAAGGAUGUUUUCUUCUUUCUGUUUUUCUUGAGUGUGUGGCUCAUUGCCUAUGGUGUGACAACUCAAGCUCUACUUCAUCCCGAUGACAGCCGAGUGGAAUGGAUAUUCAGAAGGGUGCUUUAUCGUCCCUACCUUCAGAUAUUUGGCCAGAUUCCACUGGAUGAAAUAGACACAUCACGAAUACAUCCCAGGAACUGUACAUUAAAUCCACUGCAGAUUCUGCAGGAGAACCCACCAUCAUGUCCUAACAGCUAUGCCAAUUGGCUCGUCAUACUUCUGUUGGUCAUCUUCCUUCUAGUCACCAAUGUCCUCCUUAUGAAUCUCCUGAUUGCUAUGUUCAGUUACACUUUUCAAGUUGUUCAGGGCAAUGCAGACAUCUUCUGGAAAAUUCAGCGCUACAACCUGAUUGUUGAAUAUCAUGGCCGGCCUGCCUUAGCACCACCAUUUAUCAUUAUUAACCACAUAACUUUGGUUCUCAGAAGAAUCUUCAACAAAAUGGAACAUAAAAAAGAAGAUCUGGAAAGAGAUCUUCCAGUUGGCCUGGAUCAAAAAAUCAUAACAUGGGAGUUGGUACAAAAAGAAAAUUACCUUGUAAACCUUGAACAAGAAAGAAAAGCAAGCAGUGAAGAAAGGCUGAAGGCCACAUCUAACAAGGUCGAUAAUUUGUCUAAAUAUUUUAGUGGAUUGAAAGAACAAGAAAAGCGGUUUAAAGUUAUGGAAGCCCAGAUUUGCUACUGUACAGCUGUUAUCUCCUCAAUGGCAGAGGCUUUAACCAAAACCAACCUCUUGUGCAACCAGCCAGCUCCCAACUAUACAUGUGUGAUGAAUGUCAACACAGAAGUGCCUUUGCCAGAAAGAAGUGAAAGAGAAGAACGUGCAGAUCAGUCCGAGACUGACAUCACAUACAUUGAUAAUUAAGUUUUAUUCUCAUUUCUUCAGAUUAAACCUUUGGUCCUACUGAAGUACUGUAGAAGUAAAGCCUAAUCUUAUAAAGGCUUAAGGCCCAGUUCUCAAAGCCUUUACACCAAGCACUGUCAACCUUUGACACCACUGAGGAUUUCUUGGUCUUCCUCCUUCCAUUUCUUGGGAGUUUCUCCCCUCCUGCUCCUGUAUCACUUGCUCCUUUCUCCAAAACCCCAUUCUGCAAAUCGCGCUAAAAACUUUCUCCUCCAGGAUGAUUCUACCACCUUAUUUUCUAAGUACAAUCUGUCUUCUGUUCUCCAGACACCACUCCCUCAACCCGUCAUCAUUGCUAACUUCCACAUUUCUCUGUCCAAGGGCAUCUCCCUGUUGAAGGGUGAUCACUUACACACUAAACACCAAGGCGCUGCCUUGGCCAAGAAAGCAAGCUCGUAUUUCUGAGCUGCUUAGGAAGGAAAUCAAGGAAGUUCCCACAGGAAAGGGCCUGAGACACUGAACUAUUACAGUCCAUACAGCUCCUGGAGCUCCUACAACCCUCAAAGGAUCGCACUCACCGUCCUCUCCCCGCACUGGCUCCUGCCAGGUAUUCCUUCACCGGCGUUCCCCUGCGAGGCUCCUCUCUCAUCCCCAGGGACUGGAGUCUCAGCGCGCCGUGGCUUGCGGUCACUUCCCAAACACGAAUCAGGUGCCCCCCUGCAGCCAGGCCCCCCACUGCUGCUCCUCCAUUUUUGUUUCAAUGCCAGCUGCUCUCAGCUCGCUGCUCUCAGCCUUUGCCUUGAUGUAUCACCCCGCAUGGAACGCUGCAUCUAUGCCUAAGUGCUUUUCUGAUUUCAUUUCACUUUUCUCUCUCAAAGGUCAAGAAAAAAAAAAUCACUUAGACUUUAAAGCAAGAAUGUGUAGCAGGAAUUCUCAUGCAAACUAGGAAUUUGGGCUGUUAGUCAUUUUUUUCAUUACUUAAAACUUGUAUGCACAUUUUUAGCAUACAAAAGCUAGCUGGCUUUAUUAGAAUUUUGUAUGAAAAGAUACACCAAUAAAAUUAAUAUUACUACCAUUCUUUAAAGGGAAAUUUCUUUGGAAUAAUAUAAACAGCAGCCAAAGGGGGAAGUACUGGGUUGUGGUCUUUCUUAAACUGCUAAGCUUCAACUGAACUUAAUUUUCUCACGUAUAUGACGCUGCUUCUGUGCAACAUAAAUGUAGGUUGUGCAAAAGCUUUGUCUGUUACCAGAGGCUGAAAGAAAAAAAAAAAAAUCUCAGUUCUGAUAAAAAUACCUUUCUGACAGGAGUCUUUUGUUAACAGAUAUUAAUCUUGCUGUGAUGUCUUCAUAAAAUAGGGAUUUCUUGGGUUCAUUCAGCUGUGCCCCCCCAUUAGCAGGGAUGGGAUUUUGGUACUGCCUGACCUGCUCUUCACCCUGAGCAAGCAGCAGACAGAAAACCAGUGAGUUUGUACAGAGCCAUGUUUUUUGUUAGGAAAUAAUGCAUCUCUUACAACCAGCGUGCCCUCCUCUCGGCAGCAGCUACUAUUUUAAUGGUGAUCAGCAUACUAAUUAUCCACUGGAAACCAAAAUAUCCAAAAAGUUGGAAUUGUUGCCAUGUACCAGAACUGAGUAUUUAGCAAUGACCCAUUAAUUAACGUGCAUCAAACUGUACACUCAUGAGAAAAUACAUUCUGCUUUUAAAUUUAAAAGGUGAAUUUCAAAAGAUGGACCAGUAUUACUCAAUUUACAUUGUUUUCUGUUUCUGCUGCCCAAUCACACAUCUUUUCAAAUACAAAAGACCCAAAUGAUUUGGGCCCACCAGUCAAUUACUGGUAAGAUGCUGGCACCCCACCCCCCAAUCCCAGAGGAAGUAACCUCCUCACCUAUCCCUGUUUGAACAAGCAAGGAAGGUCACAAAUUCUAAAGAGGGAAUCUUUCAUUACAUGGUUAUAAAUACUAACAUUGGGGUUGCUUAAUUUAGAAUACUGGCAAAAAAAUAUCAGUCCAAACUGACCUGAACUAAUUAAGAGUUUCAAAUCAUAUAACCGUUCAAAGAAUUUAAUCUUUUAAUGUUAUUUAUAAAAUUUAUUAACAUCAUGUGAAAAACUACUAUUAUUUGACAUUCAUUACAAUGUGAUUUAUUGUAUAAGGUGAUUCAUCCCAUGAGGCGAUUCUCUAUAUUGUAAAAUGAUUGAAAAUGUUAAAAAUGUAAAUUUUAGAAUCUAAAAUAUAAGACUUGAGGGAGAAGUUACAAGAAGCUUAGAGUAACAUUCUAUAAGAUUUUCAAGACCAUUCUCAAAUCAAAUAAACUGAGUCUUUGUUAAAACUCCUAUAGCUGCAUUAAUGAGUAUCAUUCAAAGAGAUGAAGAAAUUGGAAGCAUCAACUUAAAGUUUAUUGAAUCCCAAAGAACAAAAAAGUAUCCAGUUUGGGUAUAAAUAUCUCACUCCCAACAAAUCCACACACAGAAUCAACGUGGAAGCAGUGCCCCCAGGAAAGGACAUACAAACGCACAGGCCAAGAACCAUCACAUCGCAGCACACCAGCAAGAGGAAAAGCUGCUGCCCCACUUCACCGAAGCUCUUGCCAGUUCUGACCUACACAACAGGGCAGGACUUGGCUGAAUCCAUCAUGAGCGUGUCUUCACCGGGAUGUAUCCAGAGUUGUACCUCUCCACAGGAAACACUGUGGUUUUUAAAAUCUUUAUCAUGUAAUGCUAAAUAAGGUAAAUAUUAAGCUAAGCUUAAAAAAAUACUGGGUUUGCUAGUUUCCACCUGGGCCCUCCAAACUCAUGACUGGGCACUGUCGUGCCUUCACUCUCAAUGGCAAUAAGGAAGGAUGUAUUAAAAAACUUUUUUUUUAAAUAAAA
Messenger RNA from Athene cunicularia (burrowing owl), 6361 nucleotides. RefSeq names its product transient receptor potential cation channel subfamily M member 5 (gene TRPM5). Gene Ontology annotation, cellular component: membrane. The transcript is spliced from 24 exons. Lineage: Eukaryota; Metazoa; Chordata; Aves; Strigiformes; Strigidae. Gene Ontology annotation, molecular function: ligand-gated calcium channel activity; calcium-activated cation channel activity. The record is from RefSeq and is a predicted model, not a curated record. The coding region runs from base 1 to 3516 and encodes 1171 amino acids. Gene Ontology annotation, biological process: calcium ion transmembrane transport.